Trichomonas vaginalis G3 is the source of this 285-nucleotide messenger RNA. RefSeq lists its product as uncharacterized. NCBI's taxonomy places the organism in Eukaryota, Parabasalia, Trichomonadida, Trichomonadidae. The transcript has a single exon. The record is from RefSeq and is a predicted model, not a curated record. The coding region runs from base 1 to 285 and encodes 94 amino acids.
AUGACUGACGUUCCUCUUCCUGAAUGCCUUCCAAAGCCAGAAGAACCUAAAGCACCAGCCCCUGCACCAAAUUACUACCAAUUUCCACCUCAAGGUUACUACCAAUUUCCACUACAAGGCUUCCCGAACUACCCUCCUCUGCCUAUGCCUUACUUCCCCAACCCUUGGAUGUUCCAGCAAGCUCCACCCCAACAAUUCCAAUCUCAAUCCAAAUCGAAGAGAGACCAAGAGUUCUUCGUAAUGAGUGUAAAGGACCCAAAAAUAAAGUUUAUGUUAGAAUGUUAG